CGCCCGCCCUCCGCAGCCCGCGGCCCGGCCGCCGCCGCCAGGUUGUGCCUGAGACUGUCAGAUAAAGCGGCGGGCCGGCGGGAGGGGCGGAGGCGAGCACGGCCCGGGCCGGACAUGGCGGCGCUGUACGCCUGCACCAAGUGCCACCAGCGCUUCCCCUUCGAGGCGCUGUCUCAGGGGCAGCAGCUGUGCAAGGAAUGCCGGAUUGCUCACCCUGUUGUGAAGUGUACCUACUGCAGGACCGAGUACCAGCAGGAGAGUAAAACCAAUACAAUUUGCAAGAAGUGUGCUCAGAAUGUACAGUUGUAUGGAACGCCUAAGCCUUGUCAGUAUUGCAACAUAAUUGCUGCAUUCAUUGGGAACAAAUGCCAGCGCUGCACAAAUUCAGAGAAGAAGUAUGGGCCCCCAUAUUCCUGUGAACAGUGCAAGCAGCAGUGUGCAUUUGACAGGAAGGAUGAUCGAAAGAAGGUAGAUGGGAAGCUGCUAUGCUGGCUGUGCACACUGUCAUACAAGCGUGUCCUUCAGAAGACCAAAGAGCAGAGGAAGCACCUGAGCAGCUCUUCUCGAGGCAGCCAUCAGGAGAAGGAGCAGUACAGCCGCCUGAGUGGAGGCAGCCAUUACAACAGCCAGAAAACACUUUCUACNUCUUCAAUUCAAAAUGAAAUCCCAAAGAAAAAAUCCAAGUUUGAGUCAAUCACAACUAACGGAGACAGCUUUUCCCCAGACCUGGCUCUGGAUUCACCAGGCACUGGCCACUUUGCCAUCAUUGCUCAGCUGAAGGAAGAGGUGGCCACUCUGAAGAAGAUGCUGCAUCAGAAGGAUCAGAUGAUCCUAGAGAAAGAGAAGAAGAUCACGGAGCUGAAGGCUGAUUUUCAGUACCAGGAGUCUCAGACUCGGGCCAAAAUGAACCAAAUGGAGAAAACCCACAAGGAGGUCACAGAGCAACUGCAGGCCAAAAACCGCGAGCUUCUGAAACAGGCAGCUGCCUUGUCCAAGAGCAAGAAGUCUGAGAAGUCCGGCACCAUAACGUCUCCCUGAAGACAUGAGCAGGCUCCCAGCACCAAGCCCAUACUCCCGGGUCAGGGCUGCUGAGCUGGCUGGUCUCUGGGAAGUGUGCUUCCUACAAAAUCUCUAUAUUUUCUUACCUUACCCUCCUUGUUCUGAUGCAGUGGGCUGAAAGGAACUCCUGGUCUGUGCCCUGUUAUAUGGCUGCAUGCUGAGCGGUUAGGGUCCCAGACCUCCUCCUUUCCUCUUCCCGCUCCCCACCCCCCCCAUGCUCCCCCCUCUCUCUGUUUUAGUACUCUGUUUUCCAUAGUAGUCACUGCUCAGUGUCACGUGCAGAGUGUCUGUCCACCAUCACACCUGCCAUCCCCGUGAGCAAGCAGUCUGUCAUCAGCUGUACAUCACUGCCGCUCCCAACCUUGAUACCUGCCACCUGGAGACUCUGUGCAGUGAGGGAGGCUUUUUCUCACCAAUAAACCUUUGGCUUCAGGGUACACUCUUGGGUUUUUCCAGGUAUUUUAUGUAUGACCUUUGUACUAUGUAUAGACAGAGUUUUAUUUAUUUUUUAAAAAGGAACCUUUUCUUGAUAAAGGAAUGAUGGUAGCCUAGCUAGUUCUUGUAAAAGUGAUGCCUCUUUAAAAAACAAACAAACCCAGUCCCGUUUGCUAGCUUUUAGUAAAAGAACGCAAUCUUUUCUUUCUCAUUACCUUAGAGUCUUGAUGCUGAGGUAAUGUUGGAGGUGUACGUGUGGAGCUAAGUGCCUUUUGGAGGACCCCAUGGAAGAGCGUGUGAGGAGAGGCUUAAGGACGGUUGCUGAGUUUGGCCAGUCUGUCUUUAAGUAGGGCAGAAAGACGCUUGUCCAGGUUGUACUGGACACUUCCUCCUCUACCCACCCCUCCUCCUCCUUCUACAUAAUUUUAAAUUCCCACACUGCCACUUCUUUUUUAAAAGUAUUCCUGUUUCUUGCUACAUCAGCUGUCGUACCACGUUGUUAUCACAACCUGGGUCUUUGGUUUUGUUUUUUAACUUGAGCAGAUUCAAGCGGGAUAAGAUGUGAACUACUGUGCAUUUCCGAGGACUGGCAUGGGUUGCUCGGGUGCGGGCUGCACCGUGGGGAGGACCUCACAGUUCCUUCCUUUCUCUCCCUCAUCCCGCGUGCUCCCUGUUCUUAAUGGAAUGUCAAAAAGCACGCGCUUCUGGGAGCGCCCUUGACCCUGUCUGACUCUGUAGUUGUGGGGGAAGGAGCCGUGCUCCUCCAUCUUUGGGAAAGGAACUAGAGAUGGGGAGUAUGUGCUGGGACACAGAGCAAACCCUGCAGUGAGUGCCAGUGGUGCUGGAGCUAGAGUGGAUCCUGAAGGCAGUGACAGUCAGGGUCACUGUUCACCUGCUCUGUAGUCUGGGAUUACAUUCUCCAAAGAGUCACGUGCACACAGGUGAGCAGUGUCCGCACGCGAGUGGCUCUUCCCGACAGGAGAUUCGAAGGACUGUGUUUUUGUAACACUGGUCGGGAGUGCAAUUUUCCCUUCUAAGCAGGGAAAGCUGCUGUGCUAAAUCAUUUUGUAACUUUCCGAAUGAGAGACUUCGGUAAAGAUAAACUAUCGUUAAGUAUUUUUCAAAUGCAUUUGCAUUGGCUGUGGGGAAAAGAUGGUAGAAAAGAAUAACAGCCAUGGUUUCGUCAAUGAAAAGUAAGACUGAGAAAUUGUUGGUGUGGUUUGACAAUAUACAAAGGCUUACUUAGUUUUAUACUAAACCUUUUUUAAGGUCUUAGCAUUUAAUAUUCAGCAAAUCCACACAUUUUCUAAACUACCACGAGCUCCUGAAAGAUAGAGGAACCUCAGUCCUGAAAUGGUGAUUUUUCUUUUUUUUAAAAUCAUGACAGCAUUUUACCAUGUAAUUGAGUAACUUUUGGUAACACCUUCCGUUUCUUUGUAUGUUUGUAAUAAUGGACAUUUUAAAACAUAGGAAUGUUUGGUUUGUACAGACUUUGACAAAUGUGUGUUAAUAAAACUUCAUACUGACUCGGA
Molecule: messenger RNA, 3026 nt
Organism: Mus caroli (Ryukyu mouse)
Lineage: Eukaryota; Metazoa; Chordata; Mammalia; Rodentia; Muridae
Gene: Fam76a
Product: family with sequence similarity 76 member A
Cellular component (GO): nuclear speck
Source: RefSeq, a predicted model, not a curated record